Xiphophorus hellerii (green swordtail) is the source of this 8793-nucleotide messenger RNA. RefSeq names its product growth factor receptor-bound protein 10-like. The record is from RefSeq and is a predicted model, not a curated record. Bases 209 to 2020 code for a protein of 603 amino acids. The transcript has 17 exons. Lineage: Eukaryota; Metazoa; Chordata; Actinopteri; Cyprinodontiformes; Poeciliidae. Gene Ontology annotation, biological process: insulin receptor signaling pathway; negative regulation of Wnt signaling pathway; negative regulation of insulin receptor signaling pathway. Gene Ontology annotation, molecular function: insulin receptor binding.
GGCGAGACCGUGGAGAGUCAGCUGGUCGAAGCACGGGGAGGGAGCGUGGAGUGGGCUGGACGUGUGUGUAUGUUGGCGUGCGCGUGUGUGAGCGAGAGAAAGCGUGUGUAUGUGCGGUUUGUACGUGCGCAAGGACAGCGCUUCGGGGGACAAGGGUGCUUGCUGAGACCAGAGGGUUCCCUGCGAGAGGGAGCACAAGGCAAACAUCAUGGCUUUAGCAGGAUGCCCUGACUACUUUUUACGUCACUCAAACUACCAGGAAAGGAUGGAGCGCACUUCCUCCCACCGGCCUGAGGAGCUGAUCGUUUCCGGCUUUCAGCGCACAGCCAGUCAAGCUUCGCCACAUCACCAUGCUGCCUCCACAGAUGACGACGUGGACCUGGAGCAGCUGGUGAAUGACAUGAACUCCUCUGUGGAGAGCAUGCAGUCCACGCAGGCAGAGACGGCGCUCCUCCUAAACAACGGUCACAUGCACACGUCUCACCACCACCACGCUGCCCAUCUGGGACACGGCCAGGUCCACCGUCGCCACACCCCGCCCCUGCGGCCCUCGCCCCCCUCCAGGGAAGGACUGAAGCACUCUCAGCCCAUGCACAUCCAGGCUGUCAGGUGCCUAAAGGAAGAGCAGCACCUGCGUCCCGCCUCCCUGCCCGCCAUCCCCAACCCUUUCCCAGAGCUGUGCAGCCCAGCAGGAUCCCCCAUUCUCAGCCCGAUUCAGACCUCCGACAGCCAUAUCGUGAAGGUUUGGAGCGAGGAUGGCGCCGGCAAAGUGGUGGAGAUUCCAGCCGACAUGACGGCGAGAGACGUGUGUCAGCUGCUGGUCUACAAGAGCCACUGCGUGGACGACAACGCCUGGACGCUGGUGGAGCACCACCCCGUCCUCGGCCUCGAAAGGUGUGUGGAGGACCACGAACUGGUGGUUCAGGUGCAGGCCUCCAUGAGCAGCGACAGUAAAUUCCUCUUCAGGAAGAACUAUGCCAAAUAUGAAUUCUUCAGGAACCCCCUCAACUUUUUUCCAGAGCAUAUGGUGGCUUUGUGUCAUGAGUCUGACGGUUCGAUCCCUCAGUCACAGCUCUUACAGAAUUUUCUGAACUCCAGCAGCUGUCCUGAGAUCCAGGGCUACCUGUAUGUGAAGGAGCCAGGAAGAAAGUCCUGGAAGAAGCUCUACAUGUUCCUGCGACGCUCAGGCCUUUAUUACUCAACUAAAGGAACAUCCAAGGAACCCAGACAUCUGCAGCUGCUCUCAGAUCUGGAGGACAGUAACAUUUACACCAUCAUCACUGGGAGGAAGCUGCACAACGCCCCUGCAGACUUCCAGUUCUGCAUUAAGCCCAAUAAAGCCAGGAGUGACUGUAAGGAGCUCAAGAUGUUGUGCGCCGAGGACGAACAGAGCAGGACGUGUUGGAUGACUGCCUUUCGACUGCUCAAAUACGGGAUUGUCCUGUACCAGAACUACAAUGUGCCCCUGCAGAGGAAGGCUAACAACUCGUCUUUCUCUGGCCCCGUGCGGAGCGUAUCCGAGAACUCGCUGGUUGCCAUGGACUUCUCGGGAAGAACCGGCCGCGUCAUCGACAAUCCCGUCGAGGCCCAGAGCGCCGCCCUGGAGGAGGGACAAACUUGGAGGAAAAGAACCCACCGUAUGAAUGUGCUGGGCAGCCCCAGCCCCCUGCACCCAUCCUCUAUGAACACAGUCAUCCAUAGGACACAGGUGUGGUUCCACGGUCGUAUCAUGAGAGAGGAAGCCCACAAAAUGAUUAUACAACAAGGCCAAGUAGAUGGGUUGUUCCUGUUGCGGGACAGUCAGAGUAAUCCCAAGGCAUUCGUGCUCACCUUGUGCCACCACCAGAAGAUCAAGCACUUCCAGAUCCUACCGGUCGAGGAGGACGGCCAGGUUUUCUUCAGCCUCGACGACGGAGCCACCAAGUUCACGGACCUGAUCCACCUGGUGGAGUUCUACCAGCUCAACAGAGGAGUGCUGCCCUGCAAGCUCAAACACCCCUGCACCGCUGUGGCCUUGUGACACUUCACCCACCUGACACAGCUCUCCCCCCACUUUUUUUGCACAUCAGAAGAUUUCCCCCCAUUGCCUGCUCCCUCACCGACUAGGCGGGUUUGAGGAGAAAGAGAGAAGGAAAAAGCAGAAGGCCAUGGGGUUUUUGGGAGCGGACUCGGCUCCGGCACCUGGUUUUUGGUGUUUUUCUCCGCCUUACCGCCGUUCGGACUGUGGCGUCGCGGCGAUAGCUUUGUCCGGCUCCAGCGACGUCCCUUUUUUUUUUUGUUUUCCCUGGAGGGUCCGGUAGGUUCGUCAACGCCAAAAAAAAGUUGUGAAAACGCAAGACCACUACAGCGACAUGUUGUACAGCAGGAGUGUUUUAGGGUCUUUCGAAUUGCUCUCCCAAACCCAAACCCCCUUCUCCUCCCCUUCAGGCCGGAUAAGCUGUGGCGCCCGCAGGGAGCGCCACCCUCUGACUUCCUCACUGAUUAUCAGGGAUGGACGGGAACCUCGCUGGCUCUGACUGAAACCGGAUCCAGGAGUUUCUCAACCUGUGCAGUCCAGUCUGGAUAAGCUGACACCCCCGUCCCUCUCUCCUCAUCACAUUAGCGGGUUGAAAGUGACGUAUCCACAACCCCCCUCCAACUCCACACACGUUGGUGCAACCCCCAAUCCCGUCGCCUCCACAGAAGCUCCAACGGUUGGGACAGACUGAUGGACGGACGGAGGGAAGAAGCGGCCGAAGGCGAGACGAGCAGAGCAGCGGCGAUGGCGAGGGUUCGCUUAAAAGAAAAAGAAAAAGAAAAAAAAAAGGACAGAGGAAUGUUUAAUCAGGAAGGCCGUAACAAGCCUCUCUUGUAGAGUUAAUUACUUGAUGUCAUUUAAUGCUGUUUUUUAUUCAUGUCAAUUCAAUGCAGAACUAGUUUUGCACUCCUGGGCGGACAGGCAGCAGCUCUCUGGCUAAAGCGAAGCCGCCCCCUUUUUCUCCUCCGCUCCGUUUCUGCAAAAGGCGCGCACAUGCGAGUCUCCGCCCGCUCCGCUUGGACGACGACGGAACGACGGCGGCGGCUUGUGAGGCGGAGAUCCAGUUGAUUAUGCAGCUCCCAUCAGAGAGGCUUAGGAGCGUCUUAAAACCUCUGGUGUGGCUCACAUCGUCAUCAACAACACCACCACCGCGAUUUAAUGAAUGUGCUCCUGAACCAGCUGCAGCUCCUCAAGACUCUGAGGAAGAGGAGGAGGAGGAAUGCUAAUUUUAUAGACUCCUGAAAAGUGUCCAGCCCCCCAAACUUCUACCGUUUCUUUGUUGUUUUUCUUUUUUUUUUUUUUUUUUUUAAUCUAAAGGGUUAUAUUUGUCGGUGAAACUGUUUCUGAAUGUUUUCCUGAGUCUAAUCCGAGUUCAGUGCUUGCACGUUUGAAUCAUUCUGAUUGUGGUUGGAGCUGUCCAGUUCGGAUCCUGACCACUGUUCCCUCCUACAAAGCAACAAAAGCACUCUCGUAACUGUUUUUUUUUUUUUUUUUUUGUGGUUUCGUUUUGUUUUUUAACUUUAAAUAUGGAAUUUGAACAAAUGACUUGAAAUGUGAACCCGGUCGUCCGUCGACUGAGCUUCACUUGCCUUAAGUGAAAAUGAUGAGCCAUGCGUAUGAAAUUGAAGAAGCGAUCUUAAAAUGCACAUACAGUGAGACGUUUGCGAUUUGAAGGCGGUGGCAGGACAUCUGGAGUGACUAUGUGAACCAGUAUGUUGAGGGAUAGCGCUAGAUUUUGGGAAAUUAUCUUUCUUGCUUUUUUUUUUGCUUUUUUUUUUUUUUGCCACUUUUAGAGCUGUUUGCUAAAUCUGGAGUUUUUUUUUUGUUUUGUUUGCGCUUGUAAAUUUAUUAAAAAUAAUUUGAGAUUUUAGUUGAACAAAAGCUUGAAUUUUACUCUGAGAUUAUAAACUGAUAUUUAAGUGACACGUUAAUGAAAAAGCAUUAACGUUUUUGUUUGGAUUUUUUAAAAUAUAAAUUAGGAGUUUUUUUUCCCCAGAGCUACAUUUUUGGGUGCUUGUGCUAUCUUGAUUGUCAAAAUUAUUAUAUUUCUUAUUUUAUUUUUUUUUUUUGUGUCCUGAAUUUUUACCCACAUCCCUCAUGUUCAUUUUUUUUUUUUAUUGAUGAAAGAUCACAGCUUCAUAUUUACCAUACAGGCAAUUAUCUUGUCUUGAGUCUUGAACUUUAGGCCACAAAUUUAUAGAUUUGUAGAUUUAAAAAUAAAUUACGUCAAACUAACAGGUCCCACAUGACAAUGGGUAUGUUUACAUGCACUGCAAUAUUUCUAUUAACCCAGAUUGGAAAUUUUCCUGACUGAAGGCUGACAUGUUGGGUAUUGGUUUCCAAAAUUGCCAAAAAAUGUCGUAAAUAAAUAAAUCAUUCAAUAAGUUAUUUUUCCUUAAGCCAAAAAAACUCUGAAUGUUUCCCAUAGCAUUCAAAUUGUUUUUAAAAUCAUAAGGUAUUUAUGUAAAAUUAGUUGAAAUCUGUUUUAAAAUAGUUAUAUAAGUAUUUAUUAAGUUUUCUCAUGGUUUAUUUGUUGCGGGACACAAAAAAAACCCUUUAAAUGUCUCUGUGGCUUGUCACACAGCGUGUGAUUGGUUUAUUUGCACAAACUUCAAACCAAUAAUCUUCUUGAGAGCAACGUUAGCCCCACCCACUUAUUUUGAUGGGUAAGGCUCCCUUUGAAAUGAAAUGAGCUGCUGUCCUUUAAAUGGAUUGAUAAUAGCAAAAAAAAAAAAAAAAUGCAGGAAACAUAUUCUAAUUGUAAACAUUACAGUUCUGAUGUAUUUGUUAAAUUAUAGAUUUUGUAAAUUAUUUUUGUGUUUUUCAUGUAUUUGUUAAAGAAAGUAACAUAUUUAAGUAACCAUUUUAAUGAUUUAUUGUUUAUGAAAUUUGGGCGCUUUUGGACUUCCGUAAUAACCAGCCUUUGCCGUCACCGUACUUUAUACAAGCUCGAAAACGGCUACAGUGAAGCCACUUGCCUGGGUUUUGUCACAUCUACAGUUGGAGUAACAAAAAGUUAAAACCUUUGGGAUCCUGACUGAAGUUGUGUUCUGCCAUCUUUAACGUAAAAGUGAGGAGCGUACAUGGUAACGGCGAGGUAGCGGAGCAAAAACUGUAAGUAGGACCGGCAUGAAAAUGUGGAGAAAGUCUGCCUGCUGUUGGGUAUGAUGGAGGAUCUGUGGUGCUGUGGGCCAGCUCCUUUUCAUCAUCAUCAAUCCUGAAUUAAACUGGACCUUUUCAAUAAAAAUUAAAUGAUCGACCAGAAUAAUAGAAAAAAAGCUUUUUCCUGCAGUCAUCUUAUUCUCCAGACAUAAAUGUUUUAGACAACCUGUUGGAUGAGCUAAAGGAGGAGGAUCUAGAGCAGAUGUAUGAAAAGAAAUCCAUCCAUCUGUGAAAGGGUUUAAUAAAAUAUGAAUUUUAUGUAGAGAGAACUGUGUGUGUUACUCAUGAACACUGGAAUUGUCCAUAUUAUAAAGUUAAGAUUUGAAAGAUUGCUGUGCAUGUAAACUUUAACUAGACAUGUUUUAAAAAAGAAUCCAAUUCUGGUAAACGUCCUUGGUCUUAAUGCAAGCAAUAAAGGUCACAUUAUCCAGAUUUAGCAAAAAAUCCUAAUAGGAUUUUUUUUUCCUUCAAAAUAUUGUUUCAAGUUCCACAAAUUCAAGGACUAAAGCCUUUCGUUAUUGUUGAAAUUGUUCAUAUGUUUAUUUCUGAAAAAUCACCGUCAAAAAUAGUUCAAUUUCCCCCUAUUAUUCUAUAGAAAUACAUGAAAAGUUUUUUUGUUGGUUUAGCAGAAAAGCCAAAUGUGAGAGUUUUCAUCCUUUAUUUAUAUGUAAAAAAAAAAUAAGACGAGGGGCGUUUGGAGGAAGUUCUUGCCUGGUUCAGGUCUUUUUACAAAACAUUUUCAUUAUUUUCUGAGCAAACCGUCCACCGGCUGAACACACCGGAGGAUCGCACAGCCUGUCAAAACAAUAACACUAGAGGUCAUUGGAAAAAACAACCAAAUUGAAAUAAAACCGGCGUGAAUUACUCAGAGAAAAGACGAGACUAUCAUAAUAAAAUGUAGCAAGCUUCUGUAGUUUCAUAGAAGUUCACUUUAAAUUUUUUUUUUGCUUUCUACUAUCUACACAAUUUAUGGAAGACACUGAAAAAGACGCUACGGGAAGUUGCUAAGAAAGGUGUGGCUAAGCGUGAAGUGGAUCGGUAAAACUUGUGCUGUUGGUGUAAUUCAUCUCAGAUAUCACAGAACAAAAGUUUCCAUUGACAGAUUUUAUCAGACGGCUUCCAUAAUUACAACUUGGGUUUUUUUUUUUGUUUUUGUUUUUUGGGGGGGAUUUUGAGGAGGUAAAACACUUUCCUGCACCGCGUCCCGAAAGAGAGCUAUAGUUGGCGCGCGUGUGUGUGUGAGAGAGAGAGAGAGAGGGCACCUUGCCAAAAAUAAAUAGAUGCUGUGUUUUGUCACUGAUCCACAACUCACCAGUCGCCGAACUCCGGUUGAGUAGCUCUGUGCUCCACCCAUCUAUGUCCAGCCAGUAAGCUAUCAUUUCAUAAACAUGUAGAACAAUUUUUCUGUUUGGCAUAUUUUAAUGCCAAAACUACUUGCUAUCUUUUUAUUGACCUGUUAGAGGAGCACUGCUUGUCAGAUGGCUGAGAUCAAGUGAAGAUAAAGAUUCAGAGCAGACAGGAGUUUAUAUGGAAGCACAGCGCUGGCAAAAGUAUUCACACGUUGAAAUGUACCAUCACAAAUGUUUUAUUUUUAUUUGGGUAUUUUUGGAAACCAAGUGCAUUGCAGCUCUGAACUUUAACUGGGACAUUGUAACAUAAGAAUGUCCAAAACCUUUUUGUUUCCUGGGCCAAAAUUGUGAGCUCAAAAGUAACAGCGAGCCAAAAAAUAUAUAAUUUGCACAAAGAAUGUUGUAAUUUCUUUUUUUUUACCUUCUCAUCAAUAAACUAAGCAUGAACUAUUUUCAUUGAACAAAAAAUGUAAUUUUGUUUUUUGGCGAUCCGAAACGGUUUUUGAAUCCAGUUUGCCUAUUAUUUUGGGUUCAGUUGAGAAAAAAAAACUGAAAAACUUUCCCGUCUGUUUUCGGCAAUAAAAACGGUAUGGAGGUCAGUCUUGAUUUGGAAAAAGUUACUGUAUUUGGCCAAGUUUUCAUACAGCAAUUAAAAGUAGAUUUGGUGUACUUUAGAGUAUCAGUUGAUGAAUAAAUGUUACCAUGGUGAUAGAAGGAAACCAGGAAAGUUUGGAAAAUAUUGUAACUUUGUAUCGAAUCGAACAUUUUUGUAAGUAGAUUUGGAUUUAAAAGUCGUAGUUUUGUCCUAAUUUAUUCCGGAAUCGCGGUCCGCAAAUGGCCCUCGGGCCUCACUUUGAACACCCAUUCUGUUAUAGCACCGGCUGAACGUGCACAGCGUUUUCAUCCAGGCCAAAAAUUCAAAUUUUAGUCUCUUCAGACCAAACCGCCUGCCUCCGUUUAUUUCUCGGCGUAUCAUGGCAGAAGAAGUAAAAGUUCAAAGGGGUGUGAAUACUUUUGCAGAGCACUGCUUCCCAGCAUUCCCUGCGCUCAUCUGUGGAUCUUUAUUGACCGUCUGAGAGGAGCAACGCAAACCCCACGCCGUCCUCUCCUCCUUGCCGCUCUACCAUGUAAUCCUUACACAAGUCCAAGUGUUUUAACAUACAAAGUUAAAAGUGUCGGCUGUUUUCUAAAGUGUAUGAAGCUAUGGAGAAGUAGAUCUAACACUGUACCUAGGUCACAGAUCACUAUGUGUGGGGGGAGGGGUGUUAUGGUUUCACUCGUAAUACCGUCAAUUUAAGGCAGAUUUAUCGAUGUAUGUUGUCCUUUUUCUUUGAUUACUUGAUUGUGUGUAUGCUGACAUGUCUGCCAUCUGCACCGCAGUAUAUACAGUAUUAAUUGUUUUGUUUUUUUUGUGAUCAAACUGGAUUUUAUUUUCUGAACAUUAGUGCAUAUAAGCUGACAGGCUGUCAGAGUAUCCAACUCUAAAGCCACAUCUUGUAAAGUCCCCGUUUUUUAAAUUUUUUUAUUUAGGUUUUAUCCCCCCCCCCCCCCCCCCCCCCGACUCUUAUCUCAUCUCUCAUAAAUGUUUAUGAUGUUCCACUUAUCAGUACGUGGCGGGGUUUCAUCGAGAGCACACACAUUACCAUUUAUUCCAUGGUGAUCUUAGUUGUAGCUUUUGUACACUUUUCACUACAAGUAGUUCAAAGAUAAGCUUUAGCUUGAGAGGAUUUUUUUUUUUUUAAUAUCCAUAUACUCAUGUUUUAAGGUGCAUAACUAACUUUUUAGAUCCUGUUUCUUCUUGACUAAAUUUCUCAGCAGGUGCCUCUUAUUACACAGUAACAGUCCUUUAACCGGCAGCCGUCCAAACGUUGCGUUCACGUACCAUCAGUUAGGUACCGUGAAGCGUACCUUUCUGGAGCUUACAGGUCAGCAUCAGCUACACGUCCCCGUUGUGUGACUCAUGCAAAUAAAUGGAAGAGAAAAAAAAUAAUCAUGAGUUGGCUGUGUGUUAUUGUUGGGUUGAAAUCAACAUAAGCUGAAGUCAAAAUAAAACAUUUCAGGGAAUUAAGGAGAAAAAAACCGUAAAUCUUUUUUUUUUUUUUUUUUUUUUGUUCUUUAAACCCCUCAUGGCUUUGCUUCAUAUUUAUCUCUGCAACUCUUGGAUCUCCAUUGUAUCCUAUUCAGGUAUUUUUGUACAAAUAAGGGACUGAUAUAUUCUCUGUUUAUUGGAAAGUAGAAUAAAAGACAUAAUUGCUAUAAACCAAA